AUGCGGAAGAUCUCUUCGUGGGGGCUCGCCCAGUGCCUCUUCUGGGCUUGCGUAUCUGGUAUAGGAGAGCGGACUGAUUGCAAUCCCGUUUUCUUAACGACGACGGUCUUCGCUACCAAGACCAUCUAUACGUCUGCCCCGUCGAAUGUGACUAGUAGUACAAAGGUGCCAUGGACUAAUUCAACUACGACGGCGAGUUCAAGCUCAAGAAUUACAAGUAGCUGGGAUGUUCCAGUUGGAAAUGCUACUACAAGUGUUAUUAUCCCUUCGACCUCAUCGACUAUAGUUCUACCUGGAAAUACCACUACUGAUGUCAUUAUUACCCCAACUACAGCAACUACAGCAACUACAGCUCCUCCGUUUGGAUAUAGUACCUCGAGUGCUACUGUCCCCUCAACCACAACACCAUCGACCUCGGUUCCGUUUGGAAACACUACUACAAGUAUCCCCAUCCCCAUCCCCUCCACUUCUACUUCAAUCUUACCAACCACAACUCCAUUUGGGAAUACUACUACAAGUGCCACCGCCGUUCCAACUACCGUAGAUCCACCAAGCACAACUUCGGCAACCACACCACCGACAGCAACACCUACCCCCCCUUCCGGCGGGCUUCCGCCGUUGCCGCCUGGUCCCUUCAGAGGAUUCAAGAAUGGCGCCUACUUCACGAAUUGGUCAGGAAGCAUACCCCUAUACCGAACUAAAGUUAUAGCUAACGCUCAUAUCAGGGGCGUCAACUCGGGCUUCCAUCCUCAAGAGUUACCGGUCUCUGAGCUUACGCAUAUCUACUAUGCCUUCGCCGAUAUUGAAGCAGACGGAACAGUAAAGUCUUCAGACCCCGUCGUAGAUCUCCAGAAGCGCUACCCAGACGAUUCACUCUCGAAUCGUACUGCGAACGCUUAUGGCGCCGUCAAGCAGCUAUACAUCCACAAGAAGUGGAACCGUACCCUCAAGGUACUCCUGUCAAUAGGCGGAUGGAAUUUCUCACCAAAAUUCGUGACGGCGGCUGCAACAGAUGCUGCGAGGUACAAAUUUGCGACUUCUGCCGUGAAGCUCGUUACGGACUGGGGUUUCGAUGGUAUUGAUAUUGACUGGGAGUACCCCGCCAACGAUGUCGAGAAGGAUAAUUUCGUCAAGCUAGUUCAGGCUUGUAGACAGGCAUUCGAUAGAUACGCACUCCUCCACGGUGUACAGUACCGAUUCACCAUCAGCGUGGCAAGUCCCGCCAGCCCUCAAAACUACGAAAAACUGGACUUGUUCGCAAUGAACAAAUACGUAGACUCCUGGCAUCUAAUGGCCUACGACUACUCCGGAAGCUGGGACACCGUCAGCGGGCACCAAGCGAACGUAUUCUCCUACGAAAGCAGCGCCGAGUCAAAACGUCUCAGCACCGACGCCGCCGUGCAGCACUACGAAAGCCAAGGCGUCCACCCGCAGAAGAUCCUGCUCGGCCUACCCCUCUACGGGCGCGCCUUCGAGGGGACCUCCGGAUUAGGGCAGAACUACACGAGUGUGGGCCAGGGCGGCCCGCAGCCCGGGGUAUACUACUUUAAGGACCUGCCGAAGCCCGGCGCCAAGGUCGUCUAUGACGACGUGGCGAAGGCGACGUACAGCUACGACGCCGCGGCCAAGGAACUGGUUUCGUACGACGAUGUCCGGAGCACGACAUACAAGGCGCAGUACCUGAAGUGGCGCCGCCUUGGAGGGGCGUUCUUCUGGGAGGCGAGUGGUGAUAAGGGCGGUGCGCGGGGAUUGGUUAAUACGAUGUCGAAGCAUUUGGAUUGGCUUGAUGAGACGCCGAAUAACCUCCACUACCCGACGAGUCAGUAUCGGAAUAUACGGUGGGGUAUGCCUGGGGAGUAG
Molecule: messenger RNA, 1860 nt
Organism: Daldinia loculata
Lineage: Eukaryota; Fungi; Ascomycota; Sordariomycetes; Xylariales; Hypoxylaceae
Product: glycoside hydrolase family 18 protein
Exons: 2
Coding region: 1-1860 (619 amino acids)
Biological process (GO): carbohydrate metabolic process; chitin catabolic process
Cellular component (GO): extracellular region
Molecular function (GO): chitinase activity; chitin binding
Source: RefSeq, a predicted model, not a curated record